UUGCUUUUUCCGAUUGGAAGUGUCGUCAGAAAAUACCACGAUUAUAUAUUCAUUCUUUCGUACGGUUUCGAUUGAUUUGAUUUUAUUGUUUUGAAGGUGCGUUGAACAGUUUUAUAAUUUUUGCGAAUCACCCAGAGCUGCUGUUGUGAUAUCUACAGAAAGAUUUAUACUGCCAAAAUGCCAGACAAUACAGUUGCCCAAUACCAGGAGCAGCAGGUGAAAAAAUUGAAAAGGUUCUUGGAAGGUUGGCGAAUGGCUGUUAUUCCAUUAAAGUCCAUAAUUUUGUGGGAACAACAAUGGCAUCCUUGUGCUAUAGUUGGAUCUGUUUCUUUUCUAUACUUUCUUAUUUGGCUGAUGGACCUAAACUCUCUUGCAACAUUCGCUGUUGUUGGCUUAUUCCUGAAUUUUGUGGACUUCAUAGUACCUGUGGUCUGUAAUUCACUCUAUGGAUCAACUUCUUGGACAGGACAACACGAGAAAAUGUAUGAAGAUAUUUGCAAAAGCAUUGUAGCGAACUACAAUAAAGGCUUGCAUAAUAUCCAACAAUUCUAUUCAUUGAGAGAAACCAGCCCAUGCAUGUACUACAUACUGUCCAUCAGCUUGCUGGUGACAUUUGCAUGGAUUGCAUCAUCCAUAAACAACAUAUUCCUGUUAUACAUGGUGUCUUCUGCCAUGUUGUUGUGGCCCGGAGUGCGGAACAGAGGCAUUUUCAACACCCUCUUGUCAAUGGUCAACAUGGGACCAAAAUCUAUUAAAUCUGAAUAAAACAUUUUUUUGCUGUAAUGAGUGUGUGUUUACCUAAGCAGGAAAGUACCAGCUGGAGUAAUAUGAGUGGCAUGGCUUUUUGGCAUUAAUUCCGAGUAAAAGAUAACUAUGAAAAAGAAAUUCUAAAAGAAUUAUAAAAAUGUAUAUGGGCAGAUUGCCUCUAUUUCUGCAAAUUAGUGCACCAAAAAUAAAAUUUAAUUACAAAAUGGUGCAAUCUUUAAACAUUAAAGAUGUUUGCAUUCGCUCAUAUCACUUUAGGUGCUACUUUUUUUGCUAGGGUAAUGUACGCAUAUUGAGUAGCUUUUAAUAUUUAAUGUGAUUGGUCUGGUCAUAAGUUUUAAGUUAAGCUUAGCUUAUUGUGAGCUUUAAAUUACUGUGUAUGUGUGAUAUUAUACUUUAUGAAAAUAAACAGCCAAAGCCUGA
Spodoptera litura is the source of this 1188-nucleotide messenger RNA. RefSeq names its product ADP-ribosylation factor-like 6 interacting protein 1 (gene Arl6IP1). Gene Ontology annotation, cellular component: membrane. The record is from RefSeq and is a predicted model, not a curated record. NCBI's taxonomy places the organism in Eukaryota, Metazoa, Arthropoda, Insecta, Lepidoptera, Noctuidae.